Molecule: messenger RNA, 2866 nt
Organism: Drosophila kikkawai
Lineage: Eukaryota; Metazoa; Arthropoda; Insecta; Diptera; Drosophilidae
Gene: Prp40
Product: pre-mRNA processing factor 40
Biological process (GO): mRNA cis splicing, via spliceosome
Cellular component (GO): U1 snRNP; U2-type prespliceosome
Molecular function (GO): protein binding; RNA binding
Source: RefSeq, a predicted model, not a curated record
CAACGGGCACACUGGCCAAAAGCGGCAUUGAGAAUUUUCCAAAUUUUUUCAAUUAUCGUGUAUUGGCCGGCGCACGCAACGACCGGUAGACGUAGCCACGCUUUCACCCCCUAACCAUAUAGCAAAAUAGUGAAAUGAAUGUUCCUCCUAGCGUUGGCAAUGGAGGAGCGCCGCCGGGCGGCAGGGGCAUGGGAUACACGCCGCCGACUGCCAUAGUGCCACAGUUUCCGCCGCCCGGAUUCGCUGCCCCGCCCCCGCCAGAGUUGGCAGCAGCAUUCGGCGUGAUGGCUACCAGCACGGAGUGGACGGAGCACAAGGCGCCGGACGGAAGGCCAUACUACUACAACCAGAACACCAAGCAGAGCUCGUGGGAGAAGCCCGAGGCUCUGAUGACGCCCGCCGAGCUGCUGCAUAACCAGUGCCCCUGGAAGGAGUACCGCUCGGACACGGGAAAGGUCUACUACCACAACGUGGCCACCAAGGAGACCUGUUGGGAGCCGCCGCCGGAGUACGUGGACAUGAAGGCCAAGGCGAAGGCGGAAGAAGCGGCUGCUGCCGCGAAGGCCGUGGCGGCCAUGACCUCCUCCAGUUUGGCGGGCAUGGUACCACACGCUGCUCUGGCCAAUAUUCUUCCAGCGGCGUUGCCCGCAGCCCCCAGGAUACCCACGCCCGAGAUUCACUCGCCCCUAACGCCGAGCAGCAACGAGAACUCUUCUUCUGCCAUGGACCAGGCAAUGGCGGCCACUUUGGCGUCUAUCGAGGUGCCCCAACAGAAUGCCAAAAAGGAUGACAAGUCGGAUGGCAAUGUGGUGUUCAAGGACAAGCGCGAGGCCAUCGAGGCGUUCAAGGAGCUGUUGAGGGACCGCAAUGUGCCCUCGAACUCCAACUGGGAUCAGUGUGUAAAGAUCAUAUCAAAGGACCCCCGCUAUGCUGCCUUCAAGAACCUGAACGAACGCAAGCAGACCUUCAAUGCCUACAAGACCCAGAAGCUGAAGGACGAGCGGGAGGAGUCGCGCCUGAAGGCCAAGAAGGCGAAGGAGGACCUGGAGCAGUUCCUCAUGUCCAGCGAUAAAAUGAACUCGCAGAUGAAGUUCUUUCGCUGCGAAGAAGUGUUUGCCGGAACUCGGGCAUGGACGGUGGUGCCGGAGGCGGAUCGGCGGGAUAUAUACGAGGAUUGCAUAUUUAAUUUAGCCAAACGCGAGAAGGAGGAGGCGCGGCUAUUAAAGAAGCGGAACAUGAAGGUUCUCGGCGAGCUGCUAGAAUCGAUGACGUCCAUAAACCAUGCUACCACCUGGUCGGAAGCUCAGGUCAUGCUGCUGGACAAUGCCGCCUUCAAGAACGACGUUACCCUGCUGGGAAUGGACAAGGAAGAUGCCCUCAUUGUGUUCGAGGAGCACAUACGCACCCUGGAGAAGGAGGAGGACGAGGAACGCGAGCGGGAAAAGAAGCGAAUGAAGCGGCAGCAGCGCAAGAACAGGGACUCAUUUCUCGCGCUCCUGGACUCGCUGCACGAAGAGGGCAAGCUCACCUCCAUGUCGCUGUGGGUGGAGCUCUAUCCCAUCAUAUCCGCCGAUCUUCGGUUCUCCGCCAUGCUGGGCCAGAGCGGGUCCACGCCUUUAGAUUUGUUCAAGUUUUAUGUCGAGAACCUGAAAGCUCGUUUCCAUGACGAAAAGAAGAUCAUACGAGAGAUCCUCAAGGAGAAGACAUUCGUGGUUCAAGCGAAGACCUCCUUCGAGGACUUUGCGACGGUUGUGUGUGAGGAUAAGCGGUCGGCCAGCCUGGAUGCGGGCAACGUUAAGCUCACCUACAACUCCCUGCUGGAUAAGGCGGAGGCCAUUGAAAAGGAGCGCAUGAAGGAGGAGGUGCGUCGGCUACGAAAACUGGAGAAUGAGAUCAAGAACGAGUGGCUGGAGGCUAACGUUUCGGUGGCCGAAUCGUAUGAAAGUGCCAAGAAGCUGGUGGAGCACCUGGAGGCGUUUGCGGUAUACGAAAAGGAAAUCGGUGUGGAGAAGAUUUGGGAGGACUUUAUCAAGGAGAGCGAGGAUGCGUGCAGCCAUCAUCACUCGCGAUCACGGAAAUCGAAGAAAAACAAGAAGCACAAGAAACGAUUGCGGUCCACGUCGCGGUCAGACAUUGAGAACGAGCUGGUUGAGGGUCUGAAGUCAAAGCGAAGACGCUCCAAGUCGCGAUCGCAUUCCCUUAGCUCGAUUGGCAGCAUCGACAGCGAAAAACUGCUGAAGAAGAAAAAGAAGCGCAAGAACAAACUGCGAGGCUCCUCCUGCGAGUCGGAUAUUGCUGGCAAUCUAACACCCGGCACACAGGCCCUCCUGCAGAACGACUCCAACUCACACUCGCCGGCCAAAAAGAAGAAGAAGGAGAAGCGAAGCAAGAAGGAUAAAGAUGGCAAGCGGCAUAACCGACACAACAAUCGCUCCACCACGCCCCUCAGUCCCGCCCAGUCCAUGGAAUCGGCGGGAUCGCGCAACGAAGAGCUCACGUUAAGUGACGGCGAGCUGGAAUCAAAGCGAGCUGCCCUGCUGGCCCAACUGAGCGAGCAGCUGGACGAGUGACCAAGCGGGGGGCAGGCAUUGAGCCUCCGCCGACAUAGACAGCGUGUGUUGCCCUCCAGCUCCAGCUAAAAGAGAUAAAUAAGCCAGCAGAGGCAGCAUCAGCAGCGGGUCACCUCAGUACUCAGCAGCCCCGAAAAGUCCACUGCUUAGCCACUCCGCCUAGCCAUGUUAAGAUCCACCCCUGGCCUGGCACAAGCCGCGCAGCAAAACUCUAAUGUAAUUUCUUAGUUUCUAUAAGUUCAAUCGUGUAAAUGAGAAUUAAAGCUAAAAAGUCAGUUUUAAAUUAUAAAAAGGAA